AUGAAGUUCGGAUUCAUCAUCCUGCUAUCCACAGCAGUUACUGCUGCUGAGGACGAGAAUACACGAUGGUGUAAUCACGAACCAAGUGACUCCGACCUUACUUGUGAUGGUAGACCAUCCGUCUACUGUUGUGACCGGAUUCUCAAUACCUUGGCGCAGCCAAAACGAAAGAAAGAUCUCCCAGUCAAGCGCUCAUGUGGCAGGCAAGGUAUACAUGUACGAUCGAGAAUUAUGCGGCUGCUGGUCUCAUUGGUCAUGCCGCCUGCGUAA
Molecule: messenger RNA, 270 nt
Organism: Colletotrichum costaricense
Lineage: Eukaryota; Fungi; Ascomycota; Sordariomycetes; Glomerellales; Glomerellaceae
Exons: 4
Coding region: 1-270 (89 amino acids)
Source: RefSeq, a predicted model, not a curated record